ACCAUACUGGGCUUCUUCUUAUAUGUGUUUCUUCUGUCUGUUUCAAAAUAUCUUGGAAUCCCUCUCCAUUUUCUUGUCCCCUACCUUUCCCUCUUCCAAAAGACACAGCGCUCGUAGCAGAGAUCAACCUAAUCUCAGCAGACGCAGAAGAAAGAAAGUUUUCUUUAUUACUUAGGAUUUGUUUUGGUGACAGGCAGACAGACAGAAAAAGAAAAAAUGAUGCCUCAUCUUCUCUAAAUCCUACUUGAAAGGAAAGAGAGAAUAGAAGCUGUCAGAUACGGAAAUAUCCAACAUUUAUUUCAUUUCCACAGGCCUCUUAAUUCUUAUCAGAUGCCCUCCCCUCGUGUGCUCUCUUUUCCUUCCAUUAAUGCUCUAACUAUCUUCUCCUCUCUCUCUGAAAUUAACCCUCGUCAUAUGCAUAUACACAUACGCCCAGCUACUCGUGUGAGUACACAAUACCACUAGAUGUUACAGCACUAAGAUAUCUAUCACAAAGCUCAAUAUCUCAUGGCGGUUUCUGUUUGUCUUGUUCUCUUUAUUGUUCUCCCAGCGAUAGUCUAUAUCGUUCACAGGAGUUCCCGGUUCCGGAGGCUCCGGCUGCCGCCGGGGAGUUUGGGUCUGCCCUUUGUUGGAGAGACUCUACAGCUGAUAUCUGCAUACAAAACUGAGAACCCUGAACCGUUUAUAGAUGAGCGGGUGAACCGGUUCGGUUCGUUGUUUAAAACCCAUAUUUUUGGUGAACCGACCGUUUUUUCUGUUGACCCGGAAACGAACAGGUUCAUUUUGCAAAAUGAAGGGAAGCUGUUUGAGUGUAGUUACCCCGGUUCGAUAAGCAACCUGCUGGGAAAACAUUCUUUGUUGCUGAUGACGGGAAAUCUUCACAAAAAAAUGCAUUCCUUAACCAUGAGUUUCGCUAACUCUUCAAUCAUCAGAGACCAUCUCUUGGUCGAUAUAGACCGGUUGAUCCGUCUCAAUUUAGAUUCUUGGUCCGACCGGGUUCUUCUCAUGGAGGAGGCCAAGAAGACUACAUUUGAGUUGACAAUGAAGCAGCUAAUGAGCUUUGAUCCAUGUGAAUGGACCGAGAGUCUGAGAAGAGAGUACGUGCUUGUUAUUGAAGGCUUUUUCAGCGUGCCUCUACCCAUCCUUUCCCCCACAUACCGCAGAGCUAUCAAAGCUAGGACUAAGGUGGCAGAGGCUUUGAGUUUGGUAGUGAAACAAAGGAGGAUAGAGAGUGAGUCAGGAGAGAAAAAGAAAGACAUGCUUGGAGCUCUUUUAGCUUCAGAUGAUCAUGGAGGCUUCUCGGACGAGGAAAUAGUAGAUUUCUUGGUGGCUCUGCUUGUUGCAGGCUAUGAAACUACAUCUACAAGCAUGACUCUUGCUGUAAAGUUCCUCACCGAGACACCUCUGGCUCUGGCUCAGAUCAAGGAGGAGCAUGAACAGAUUAGAGGAAAGAAGGGCGAGGAGGGAGCUCUUGAGUGGAGUGAUUACAAGUCAAUGACCUUCACUCAGUGUGUUGUUAAUGAGACUUUGAGAAUAGCAAACAUAAUAGGUGGGAUAUUUAGACGAACAAUGACAGAUAUAAAUGUUAAAGGUUAUACAAUUCCUAAAGGAUGGAAGGUUUUUGCAUCCUUUCGUGGUGUACAUUUAGACCAUGAAUACUUCAAAGAUGCUCGAACUUUCAAUCCGUGGAGAUGGCAGGACGACUCGGGGGCAACAUGCCCAGCAAAUGUGUUCACUCCUUUUGGAGGAGGGCAACGGUUAUGCCCAGGAUAUGAACUUGCUAGAGUAGAACUCUCUGUUUUCCUUCACCACCUGGUCACCCGUUUCAGUUGGACCCCAGCUGAACAAGACAAGCUGGUUUUCUUUCCAACUACGCGGACACAAAAGCGAUAUCCCAUCAAUGUGCAGCGUCGAAAUCGUGUCUAAGCCAUGUAAAAGUAUUAGAGCAAAAGAGAAGUGAUGUAGACGAGCUGGAGUCCUUCUAAUGAUGGAUCCAAUAAAAGCAAGUCAUAAGAUAGAAGCUUAUUUUGAGUUCUGGUAUAAUGGAUACCAUGAGUAGAGGUCUUGGGCUAGAGACGAUUACUCAACUCCUACCGCCUCGACUCCCGUGCAAAUUGACGAAUAUACCCUUGAAUAAAAACAUUCUCCCCGUUACUCAGGCCACCCACCCCAAGCUGGCAAGCUGUAACCGCCACUAUAUACUGUCAGUAAUAAAUAAUUUUCUUCGUUGUAUGCAGCAACCAGCUAGUGUUUAAAUCUACUAUAUUAACUAAGCCGUUCUUUCCUAGGAAAUAUUCUAAGUGGCGUAAUAGUGAGCUUGUUUUUUCAAUUUAAUAAAGAAGCAUCAUACUCUAGAA
Messenger RNA from Populus nigra (black poplar), 2357 nucleotides. RefSeq names its product 3beta,22alpha-dihydroxysteroid 3-dehydrogenase. Gene Ontology annotation, biological process: brassinosteroid biosynthetic process; multicellular organism development; brassinosteroid homeostasis. The record is from RefSeq and is a predicted model, not a curated record. Bases 508 to 1926 code for a protein of 472 amino acids. Gene Ontology annotation, molecular function: monooxygenase activity; heme binding; iron ion binding. The transcript has 8 exons. NCBI's taxonomy places the organism in Eukaryota, Viridiplantae, Streptophyta, Magnoliopsida, Malpighiales, Salicaceae.